Molecule: messenger RNA, 2030 nt
Organism: Sinocyclocheilus rhinocerous
Lineage: Eukaryota; Metazoa; Chordata; Actinopteri; Cypriniformes; Cyprinidae
Product: protein arginine N-methyltransferase 8-B-like
Exons: 8
Coding region: 491-1492 (333 amino acids)
Biological process (GO): peptidyl-arginine methylation, to asymmetrical-dimethyl arginine; chromatin remodeling
Cellular component (GO): plasma membrane
Molecular function (GO): histone methyltransferase activity; protein-arginine omega-N monomethyltransferase activity; protein-arginine omega-N asymmetric methyltransferase activity
Source: RefSeq, a predicted model, not a curated record
CUCAUCAAUGAUCGACGAACGAUUUCAGAGCAGCAAAAAGCAAUAUUUCUUGCCUCACUGAAAUACUAGCCUAUAAUAGAGAGAUUUCUGUGGUGCACGAUGGUUUCCAUAAGAGCUUUAAAGGGUUACUUAGGGACUUUAUUCCAGAUCCAAAGGAUGGAGAUAUGAAUGAUUAACGCUUUUAUUGACCGGCUGAUCUAAUAUUACUGAACGAUGGGGCGCUUUUUUAUAAGUACAUAAUAUUUUCCCACGACAUGGAGAGUUCGCCAUGCGCUCCUUUGGGAACCGCUGCUGUUGGUAACUUUUAUACCAUGGAUUCAGGAGGGCUUUCAACAAGUUUUAGGGCUCGUUUAUCUUCUGGAACAUGAUUCGAAUUGAUUCUGCGAGUUUGUGAGGUAAUUACGCGAAGGCUGCAGGAUUUCUGAAGACUUUUGAAUAGGUUUUUGUCAUUCAUUUAUCGCACGAUCCGGAGAAGAUCUCGUCGGCUCUUAUGGGAAUUAAACACUCCUCCCGCUGUUUGCUCCUCAGGAGAAAAAUGGCAGAUACAGAGAGCACUGAGCAACAGCCCCUGAGUGCCGCCCCAUCCCAGUCGGUCCAGCCAUCUCCUCUGCCCAAACCAGUGUCAUCAGUCCAUCAUGCCCAGAGGCCCACACACCCAUCCCACGGACCUCACACCCCUCACUCAGCCAGCUUACCCAGCUGCCCCGGCAGAGGAAAGAUGGCCAAGUUCCUCAACCCCGACGAGAUGACCUCCAGGGAUUACUAUUUUGACUCGUACGCCCACUUCGGCAUUCAUGAGGAAAUGCUUAAGGACGAAGUGAGGACGUUGACAUACAGGAACUCCAUGUACCAUAACAAACACAUCUUCAAGGACAAAAUCGUGCUGGACGUGGGGAGUGGUACUGGCAUCCUCUCCAUGUUUGCUGCCAAGGCCGGAGCCAAGCACGUGUAUGGGAUUGAAUGCUCAAGUAUAUCAGAAUACUCUGAGAAAAUCAUCAAGGCCAAUCACCUGGACAGUGGGUGGGAGAACGUUUAUGGUUUUGACAUGACCUGCAUCAGGAACGUAGCUAUGAAAGAACCACUGGUGGACAUCGUGGACUCAAAACAAGUGGUAUCCAACGCCUGCCUGAUCAAGGAAGUGGACAUCUACACAGUGAAGCCAGAGGAACUGUCCUUCACCUCCUCCUUCUGUCUGCAGAUCCAGAGGAACGAUUAUGUCCACGCUCUGGUCACCUACUUCAAUAUCGAAUUCACCAAGUGUCAUAAAAAGACUGGCUUCUCCACAGCACCAGAUGCCCCGUACACACACUGGAAGCAGACAGUGUUUUAUCUGGAGGAAUAUUUGACUGUGAAAAGAGGAGAGGAGAUAGUCGGAACUGUCAGCAUGAAGCCAAACGAGAAGAACGCACGUGAUCUGGACUUUACCUUUGAGCUGGAUUUUAAAGGUCAGCUAUGUGAGGCCGCUAUCGCUCAUGACUAUAAGAUGCGCUAAGUAUCCAGCAGUGGCGAGAGACGGUUUGUGACAGUACUCAGAGAAGCAGAGGCAGGGGCCGCUCCGGAUCACAGCUACAGCCCUGCUGCUGGGAAGAGACAGAGACAGAGACAGAGAGAAAGACCAGCACAGAAGUUGUUAUCUCUGGGAGUCUUGCCAACGUUUUUGGAGCGGAGUGGCACUUCUAGCAAUAGCAGCCUUGCCUUCGCCGACUCUAGCCUGCACUAGUACGCCAUCUCUCCGACUGUUCAGGGGCCAACUAUGACUACACCCCACUGCAAACAAAAGAAUGUCAUGCUCUUAUGAAUGUUAAGUGUUAGUUUAUGGUGAUUUUGCUUUUACAUUAGGAGUGUGAGAUAAGAUAUUUAAUAUUGAAGGUUGUGCUUCCAAGUCCCAGGCAUUAAAAAUAUCUAAAUUUAACAUAUUAUCAUAUUACGAGAAUAACUCCACUUACAUAGUAAUAAUUCAAUUGCUGGACUUUAACAAUUUCAGUGCAGUAAAGUAAGUGAUCUCAUAAUUUAAAUCAGGUUUUAACAAA